Messenger RNA from Aricia agestis (brown argus), 4034 nucleotides. RefSeq names its product F-actin-uncapping protein LRRC16A (gene LRR). The coding region runs from base 143 to 3340 and encodes 1065 amino acids. The transcript is spliced from 29 exons. Gene Ontology annotation, biological process: regulation of Arp2/3 complex-mediated actin nucleation; cell migration. The record is from RefSeq and is a predicted model, not a curated record. Gene Ontology annotation, cellular component: plasma membrane; lamellipodium. Gene Ontology annotation, molecular function: protein binding. Lineage: Eukaryota; Metazoa; Arthropoda; Insecta; Lepidoptera; Lycaenidae.
UGUGGAUUUUGAUUUGUGUCGAGUUUAUUAAAUUUUAACCUGUGAUGUGAUUGUAUUUAUUAAUUGAUUAUAACAUGAUGAUAAUUUACUAUAUUAUAAGUUUUUCCAAACAUUCAGUUUAAGUUAGAUAAAAUAUAAAGUUAUGACAUUAAAGAAAAUCAAGAAAAUGUCAAUAAAAUCACAAAUAUCUUCAGAAUUGAGCGAGAGUAUCAGCAAUGUAUUGGGGAAAAAUGUUAAAAUACUUUAUAAAUCUCUUAUUCGUAUGGAAUCAAGAGGUGACAAGGUUGAUAAUCGUGUUUUGGUCAUAACUGCAUAUAGAAUAUUUAUUACAACUACCAAAAUACCAACACGGGUUGACAAUGGAUUUCACUUGAUGGAAAUAGAGGCAUUGGAGAGCAAAAAACCUAAUCACCUUUCAAUAACACUCAUUCAUGAACACAAGCCCGUGUCUAUACUUAUUGGUGAGGAGGGAACGUCCGAAGGUGUUAUCAAUGCAAUUCACGCGCUGAUCGCGGCCUUUGACGACUUAUUUCCCAAUGUGGCGAUGGAGGACAUCAUAUCCAAGGUUAAUUUGCCUUUUCCUUUACAACCGAUCAGUGGUACGAGGAAACAUUCUACGUGCGGGGACUUUUCCAACCAAUAUGCAGCCAUGUGUGACCUCUGCCAAACUCCUUUUAGGGCUGAAGUCGCUUGGGACAUUGAUACAAUUUAUUUGGCUCAUGAUAUUAGAAUGCUACACUUGAAGGAUUUCGACCACUUGGAUCAGAGAGAUCUGAUCCCGCUCGUAAUGGCACUGCAACACAACACGUGGUUUACGGGCGUGUGCGGUGAUGGCGUACGAGUCGGUGGAGAGGCGUGGGAGGCAGUAGCGCGCCUUGUGCGCUGCGCCGCGCCCCCGCCCGCCGUGCUGUCGUGGCGCGCCGCGACGCUCCGUCACGACCACGCCGCACGGCUAGGCCACGCCCUCGUGCGAGCACGAACGCCCCCCGCGCUGCAUACUAUAGACCUCUCACAGAACCAUAUUGAGGAUAAAGGUGCAAUAAGCGUGCUGUCCGGUCUCGCCAACAACCCGGACGGGUUACGUCAGAUCUCGCUGUCGCAGUGCGGGAUCACGGGCAAGACGGUGACGCAUCUAGCGGCGAUACUCAACGAUAGCGCCGCCCAUCUCACCACGCUGACCCAUCUCGAUCUGUCGCAUAAUAAUCUUAAGGAUGACGUGCACAAUUUGUAUAACUUUCUUGCUCAACCGAAUGUCCUGACUCAUUUGAACCUGGUGAACACGGAAACUACACUGGAAAAUAUGUGGGGCGCUCUACUCCGAGGUUGUGCGGCGCGGUUGUCGUCACUAAAAGUGGGGCGUAACCCCUGGGGUGGGAGGCGCGCGCGAGACCCGCCCCCCUCCUUCCGCCAGUUCUUUACCGCCUGCCUCGCGUUACAAGACCUAGACCUAUCGUAUUGCCGUAUGCCACCUGAUGCGCUUAAGAGCCUGCUGCUCGGGCUGGCGUGUAACGAGAGCGCGCUGGGCGUGAAGCUGAACCUGGCGGGCGUGCUGGCGUCCUCGCAGGCGGCGCAUGUGCUCGAGUCCUGCAUACACGGCGUGCGAUGUCUGCAGUCGCUAGAUCUGUCCGACAACAGUAUGGAGUUCGAAUUGUCUGGCAUUGUGCGGGCAAUAGGAAAAAAUCACUCUAUAACACAUUUAUCGCUUAGCAAACUAACAGGAAAACGAUCGUACGCCCCACCACUAAUACAGGCAUUAGUUCAUGUACUCCAAGAACCAGACACAGCUUUAACUUCACUUGAUCUCAGCGACUGUAAAUUUAAGAGUGACCUAUACGGGCUAUUAAACGCACUGGGUGGUGCGCGGCGUUUGCGCACGCUCGAUGUUUGCGGCAAUUUGGCGGGCGACGCCGGCGCGCGACUGCUAGCUAAGGCUCUGCAAUGCAACUGUACAUUACAGACGUUGUAUAUAGACAGAAACGCCUUUAGUAUACAAGGUCUAACGGACAUAGCCCACGCGCUGCGGCGGUCUGUGAGCAUGCGACGCGUGGAGUUCCCGGCGUGCGACGCGGCGGCCGGCGGGCGUGGCGCCAGCGAGCGUGUGGCCACACUGUGGAGGGAGUUGCACGAGAGGCUAUCAACAAACAGUGUGGUUUGUGGUGGCGGGCGCGUGCGUGCACUCGCGUUAGAGCGCGCGUGGGCGGGGGGCGAGGCGGCGGCGGCGCUCGCGGCGCAGGCGGCGGCCGCGCUGCCCCCGCCCCCUCUACAACACGCGCUAGAGCGAGCCGCCGCCGCUGCGCACCAUCUGCUGCAUCAGUAUUUGCAGCGGUGCAGCGAGGUGUUCGCGGCGAUGGGCGGCGGCGGGGGCGGGGCGGAACUGGUGACACUGCAGGCGGUGCGCGACGCCAUGGCGCCCUGCAACGCCACGCUGCAAGAUCUACUCAACGAGGCAGUAGAGAACCUAGCGUUGUCGGCGUGCGAGAGUGUCGACAGCGUAGACAGCGAGCCGGCGCCCAGCUCCGAGACGGACAUCCCCGACCUGCUGUCGCCUAUAUCACAUUCAGGGAAGUUGGAUUAUUUGAACCUGGCGACGCCGCUCGGUUGCCGGCGACGCGAGCGAUGCCGCCGAGUGCGGCCGAAGUCAGUAGCGGAGCAGCAGCAAUGCAGCAGCAACGAGAUGCUGUCAUUGCCGCCGCUGCACGCUGAAGCGGCGGACGCGCUCGCAGACCUGCCCGCCAACACGCUCAGACACCUCGUUAAAGGACGACCCAGGAGAGUAAAAACGAGAGCGCCGUCGCGACCGAUAACGGACCAAUCGCAAGACAUUGAUGAAGGUUUGGACGAGUUCUGGCGCGCGUGCCGCACGCCGCCGGGCAGCGAGGAGGCGUCAUCGGUGUCGGCGCGCACGCCGCUCACGUCGCGCUCGCUGCACUCGCUGUCGUCGCUGGCGUCGUCGCCGCGCGCCAGCCCGCGGGCCACGCCCCGUCACUCGCCGACGCUGCGUCGCGACGAUACUAUGUAUAGCGUAACAUCGGGGGAAAGUACGCCAGUAUUAUUAGAAUGCGAGGUAUCUCGCUGCAAGUCUUCCGACAACGUGGGCAACAAGAUGGCGCCGACGUCGCCGCCGCCGUCGCGGUCGUCGGACAACGUGAACGCGAUCGGGAACGGGUGCGCGCGCGUCGCGGGCAAGGCGCGCCCGUGGUCCGUCGCGGGCGGCAACGCGGAGGGCGCCGCGCUUUGCACUACAGAGGGCGUGGAGGCGUGCGUGGGCGGCAGCAUCGUGGGCAUCACGCCCGGCGCCGCACUAACCAGUAACCAACUUUCAGACGCUAUCCUAUACUGAGCUAGGUUCCAUGAUGCGUGAUCAUCCUCUAACGCCUGAGGACGCGGAGACCUAAGACAAGCGGGAGGCAGGCGGGAGUGAUGGGAGCAGAGUUGACAUACAUUGACUUGUUGAGCUCACGAUGUGCCAGUUAGCUGUAGACUGUAGACCGAUAGCGAUAGUUACUCUGAGAUUAUACUGCGCGUUGUUUAUAAACUGCUGACUGUUACAGUCGGCGCAGGGGAAUGCAGCGGAUACAAUUUAUACGCAGUGCCGAAUUUAUAUUUUUUUAUGAAUGCAGGCCACUUUAUUUCCACCGCCCCAGGAACGAAAUCUGUCGACUCCCUGUGGCCUAUACGGCCUAUAUACAAUCCGUGGUUAUUUAUAAGGCGUUCUAAAAUCAAUUACUCUGCCUUUUUUGAAACAAGGUGCAUAUUAUAUGGUUUGAGCCAUAUUCAACUUGACAAAUAAUGCGCACGCGUGGAAAAAACGGAAAAAUAUAAUAAACGUCUAAUUCGAAUAAUUUUACGGCUGAUCUAGGGCCGCUUGCACGUAAAUUCUUGAGUUAAUUUAAUAACUCCGAGUUUAUUAACUCAAGUUAAAUCUAACACUUUUCUAACUCAAAGUUUGCCUUGCAUGAACAAGUAAUCGGCCAAGUGGGAGUCGGAACCGCGCACGAUGGGUUCCGUACCGUUAUAGAGCAAAAAUAGACCAA